AUGGCUGCUAGAUGCGUGGAGUGCAUCAAGGUCCCGCCAGGAGGCAAGCCAGAGGUGAGAGUCUACAUUUCGCCUUGUCCUCCCACUUGUUCUCCCUGCUCUUACUCCCCCAUUUGCCCCGCAUGCAUUCCCGCCCCCUCAUGCCUUCCACCCCAAUUCUUGUCUCCCGCCCACUCUCUUGCCUCCCGCCCCCUCUUGUCUCCCCAGCACCCCUUGCUUCCCCACUUCAUAAGCCAUCCCAUCUCCUCUCCGCUUUUCACUCUCAUGCUGCACAUGCCGCCAGGCCAGGGUGCUAUGGAGGGGCAAUGUCAUCGUCCCUCCUCAUUCUUCCGCCCCUCUCUACCCCCUCUCGUCACUCUUCUCUCUACUCUUUUCCUGUCACUUUCCCCCCCCUCCUCCCCCGCUCAUCCAUCCUCUCCACCCUACUCUACCAAUAAUCUCUACUCCCUCUCCUCUCUUCUCCUCCGCUCUCCCCUCCUCCCCUUCCCCAGUCCACUCCUCUUUCCUCUCCUUCCUCCCCCGUCUUCAAUCCACAAUCCUACUCUCUUCCCUCUCUUCCCCCACCAGGUACACGUGUCGCCAGACUGGGUGUUCACAUACGACUAUGUGUACGGAGGAACAGGAAAACAGGUGGUCACAUUCUCCCCUUUCAUCCCUCUACCCCCAAUCUUCCCGCUCCAGGUGCACGUCUCACCAGACUGGGUGUUCACAUACGACUAUGUGUAUGGAGGGACGGGCCCGCCCAUGUCGCAGCUCUUUGCUGACUGCAUCAUGCCUCUCGUGCACGGGCUGUUUGACGGUUACAACGCCACGGUCUUUGCAUACGGUCAGGACUCUCCCGUUUCCUAUCUACCCCAUCUCGCUAUCCUCAACGUGCAGACGGGGUAUGGCAAGACGUACACCAUGGGCAUGGCUCUUCACAGCACGGCUGCUCGAAGCACGAGGAACGCUUCGCAGUCAAUGUCUUCUGCUGCACUCUCAUUUCGUACCCUUCCCUCCCUUGUGGACGUGCAGACUGGUUCGGGCAAGACGUACACCAUGGGCACGGCUCUUCAGAGCACGGCUACUGCUGCCGAGACAGACACCAAUGUGGUCACCGACUCGUCAGUGGAGAAGGAAGGGGGGGUGGCGAGGCGCGUGGUCAACUCGCUCUUCCAACGCGUGGAGGAUCUCGCCCACUGCUCUCGCUUCCAGAUUCGUGUCUCGCUCAUAGAGAUCCACAAGGACGAUAUCCACGACCUUCUAGAGACUAGAGUCCCUUGUUUUCAGAGCUGUGUCGAGAAUGCCUCUUUCUUCUCAUGUAGCUUCAUGCUCCCCCCUUCAAUCCCCCCCGCGCUGCUCCCGUCACCCACUCAGAUUCACAAGGACGAUAUACACGACCUUCUAGAGUUCCUCGCUGCUCCUUUCCCCACCUCCUCCCCCUCCUCCGCCUCCCCUGCCACCGUCGCUGCUCUAGCCGCUGCCGCUGCUGCGGCCCGAGCCUCCCCUUCAGGCCCGGCGCCCUUAGGCCUGGCGCCGCCGCCCCGGCAGACCGUGGCGAUCCGGGAGUUGCCGGGAGGGGUGUCUCUCACAGGGGUUACAGAGCAGGUGGUUACCACACGGGACGAGGCUAUAGCAUGCUUGGAACACGGGCUGUUGUUUGGGUGUGUGGAGGGUGAUGGGGACUGUCGUUCCCAAGCCAUCUUCACGAUAUUCGUGGACCUUACCUUCUUGUCGCCCACCCUUCCCUCACUAUACUCGUCCCUGCUCCCCCUCCCUGUCUUUUCGUGCUCACUCACCUUUCUUGCUACCAAUCGGUCCCAUGCCAUCUUCACAAUAUUCAUGGACCAGUUCAGGCAAAGGGCAAUCCCACUGGACCCACAUCUUUCCCUCACUACCUCCCGUCCUUCUCUCUCCCUUUCUGAACUCCCUUCCCCGUUUUCUUCCCACCAGUCGUUCCCACGCCAUCUUCACAAUAUUCGUGGAUCAGUUCCGGCGAAGGGCAGUUCCGCUAGACCCCGCCUCUCGCCUUUCCACCAGCAUGACAACCGCCACUGGCACUUACCUAAGCAGCAGUACCAGUGGGAGUUCCACAGCAGCGGAAGAGCUUUGCUUGAAAGCGGAGACGGCACGGGGAAAGCUGAUGGGAUGGCACUGUUUGGGCAGGACGAAAAUGUUUUGUUUGGGGUUGGGCGGAUGGACGAGGAGCAUCUGUGUGCGAAGAUGCAUCUGGUGGACCUGGCGGGCAGCGAACGAAUUAAACGCACCAAGGCAGAGGGCGCUCGGCUGAAGGAAGGCAUCCACAUCAACAGGGGUCUCCUGGCCCUGGGGAAUGUGAUCAGUGCACUCAGCAGCGAUGAGAAGAGGAGGAAGGAUGCAGCAGGAGGGGCAGGAGGAGGGGGAGGAGGGGCAGGGUUUGCUGCGGCGUUGAUUCCUGUGCAUGUGCCCUUGUUGAUCACAUGCAUCGCUUCAGCGGGGUUCACGGCGGCAUUGAUUCCUGUGCACGUGCCGUUUUGGGACAGCAAGCUGACGCGGCUGUUGCAGGAUUCUCUUGGAGGGAAUAGCCGCACUGUCAUGAUAGCCUGUGUGAGCCCCACGGACUCGAACGUAGAGGAGUCUCUCAACACCCUUCGCUACGCCAAUCGCGCGCGCAACAUCUGCAACCGACCGACGGUGAACCGGCUGGGAACGGUGGAUGCAGAGGAGGUGCGGCGGCUGAGGCAGCACGUGUCUCUCCUGCAGGCAGAACUAGCUAGGGUGCCGCCCCCUCUGCCCAUCACAGCAGAAGAGCUGCAGGCCCUGGAACAAAAUCUGGUAUCUCUCGAGGAGGCCAACACGCAGUUAAAGGCGUCACUAGAAAGCACCCAGUCAGACCUGCAGUCAACCCAGCAGACUCUAGAAGCAACAAGGCUAUCCUUGGAAUCCGAGAGGCAACGGGCGGAUGAAAGCGAGGCAGCGUGCGCUGCUCUGCGUGCUGACUGUGCAGCGCUGCGUGCUGACCUGGACAGCGCCACGUCGGAGAUCGCGCGGCUGAGCGCUGAGCUGGCGGCGGCAAAGGAGGAGUCAGCAAAAUCAAAGGAGCAGGUGGAUGCUCUGAGAAAGUCCCAUGAGAAAACCGGCCGUGGGCAUGGCGCUGCUGCUGGUGCUGCUGCUGGUGCUGGUAGCUUUGGCAGCAGUGGUGUUAGAAGGCAGUCGGGCGGAGGUGGGGGAACAGCAGCCUUUGGAGCGGCACGAAUGGAUGAGAUCAAGCGAGUUAAGAGAGAGGCAGAUAGGGCCGUGGCUGAGGCAACCAAGAGGGCAGAGAGGGAGAGUAAAAAGGCGGAGGAGGCUAUUGCGCGAGCUAGGAAGGCUUUGGAGAGAGCAGUAGAGGCAGAGAAGCGGGCACCUGAGGCAGAGAGACGGGCAGCAGAAGCAGAGAGGAGAGUAGCGGAAGCUGAGAAGAAAGCAGCGGGGGCAGAGAGACGGGCAGCAGAGGCGGAGGAGAAAAGGGAGAGAGAGAUGCGACGGGCAGAUGGUAGUGUUGAGCGCUUGGGUUUGGCAGAGGUUCGGGCUGCCGAGGCUGAGGCAGAGGUUCGGGCACUUCGUUCAGAGCUGGCAUCAGCGGCUGCCGAAGCAAUGGCGGCUGCUGUGGCACGGCAAGCCUCGGAGCAGGAGCAGGUGAGGGUGGUUCGGACGCAGCUUGCCGAGGCUGAGCAGGAGGCUCGGAUGACUUUAGCUGAGAUGGAAAAGAGGUUCGGGAUGGAGCGGGCAGAGUAUGAGAGGCAGUUUGAAGCUGAAAGGCAGCAUUGGGAGAAGGAGAAGAGCUCGUGGGAGGAGGAAGGGAGGGCGAAGGAUAGACGGGUGGCGCAUGAACGUUAUAGCUGGAAUCAUGAGUUGACAGCGGAAGUGGAAAAACGGGAGAGGAACUGGGCAGGGGAACGGGAGAUGUGGGAGAGGAGUCUUAGAGAGGAAGGGGAGGUUUGGGAAGGGAGGCUGAAAGAGGUACGGGACGCAUGGGAAGCAAAACUGAAAGAGGAAGCGGAGGCUUGGGAGAAAAAGCUUGCAGCAGCUGAAGAGAAAGCAGAGAAAGCAGCAGGGGUUGCGGAGAGAAUCAGGGCGGAAGUUGAAAGGGCGGAGGAGCAGGCAGUGGCAGGCAUGCUGCAGGAAAAGAGGCUUGCAGAAGAGAGAGCUUUUGCUGCUGAACGGGCUUUGGCAGGGGAGAAAGCGAUGCUGGAAAGGAGAAUGGCGGAUCUGAGGGCUGAGGUGAGGAAGGCUGCAAAGGAGGAAGAGGCGGAGUGGCUGGGGUUGGUGACUUUUGAAGCUGAGAGGUUGAGUGAGGAGUGUAAUGUGUUGAAGGGCGAGUGUGGGGAGUUGAGAAGGGAGUGUGAGGGGUUGAGGAAGAGGGAGAGGGAGGAGAGGGAGAGGAGGGAGAGGGAGGAGGCGAGGGCUGUGAGGGCCGAGGCUGCUGCUGCCGAAGCUGAGGCUCGGGUGGCUCGGGAGGUGAAGUGCGUCCAAGAGCAGGCUCGGGAAGAGGCUCGGAAAGAGGCAGAGAAAAUGGAGAGCGAGUUAGCGGAGGUUUGGGCGCAAGCCGAGGUGGAAGCAAAGAAGGCAGAAGAUGCAAAUGAGAGGGUGAAAGAAGCAGAGGAGCAAGUGAUUAUAUUGAAGGUUAAGAUUGAAGGGUUGAGGGAAGAGUUGAAUGAGCUUGAAGCUGUUCUGGAGGUGGAGGAGCGGAAGGCGGAGGAAGCAGAAAAGCUGCUGGUUCGGGCACGUGCCAAGCUUGCCGAAGCUGAGGCUCGGUCCGAAGCUGCAGAAGGGCGAGUGGAGGAGCUAGAAGGGGAGGUGGAGACAGCGAGAGAGGCAGAAGAGGUGGUUCGGAUGGAGUGUGAAGUGACGAGGGAGUGUGUGCGGGCGGCAGGGGAGAGAGUGAAGGAGUUGACAGAGAGAGUGCGGAGGAGUGAGAGGGCUGCGGAGGAAGCAGAGGAGAGGGCGAGAGGAGCGAAGGACGAGCAGCAGAAGGCGGAGGGGAGAGCGAGUGAGGCGUUGGCUGCAGUGGAAGGGGCAGAAGAGAGAGCGAGAGUUGCUGUGCGGGGGAGGGAGGAGGCGGAGAAGGGAGCAGAGGAGGCGAGGGGGAGGGCUGUAGAGGCUGAGAGGAAGGCUGCUGCUGCUGGGGCUGCGCUGGUAGAAGCAGAGGAACGGGCGAGGGAUAUGGGAAGGAGUGAGGAGGAGAGGGAAGAGGAGGGGGGGGAGGCGGAGGUGGGGGAAAAGCGGGAGGAGGAAGAGACGAAGAAUGGAGAGAGGAGAGUGGGAGAGGCGAAGGGAAUGAGGGGAUCACCAGGGAUAAGGGAUGUGGAGGAGGUAGUGGUGGCUUUGGUGUGUGAGAUGCUGGAUGAUGCGAUGUUGAGGGUGGAUCAAACACAGGAGACAGCUCUUGAGGUGUCUCAAGGGUCAAUGGUGACGGAGAACCGAUCACAGCAGAAGGAGCAGCAGUUUGGAGGAGACAGGCAGCAAGCGGAGGAAUGUUUGGUGUCGGGUGAACUGGCGGGUGAGCUUCAGGGUGAAGCGCAGGAGGAACUGCAGAAUGAGCUUCAGAACGAACCGCAGAUUGAGCCGUGGAGUGAACUUCUGAAUGAAACGCAAGAUGAAUUGCCGCAGAUCGAACUUUGGAAUGGAGGGCCAGCAGGGAGCGAGUGGCUGAGGAGGAGGCAGGAGGAGGUAGAGGCGAUGGUGGUGGGCCUAGUGGGACAGGUUCUAGAUAGCAGCAUGAUGAUUCUGCAGGCUCAGGAGCAGGCUCGGGAGCAGGCUCAGGAACAAGCCCGGGAACAGGUCUGGGAACAGGUUUGGGAGAAGGCUUGGAAGCAGGCUCGGUAUCAGUUGCAGCUGCAGCUUUUCCAGGCAGAGGAGAAGGCAACCGAGGCAACGGAGCAGGUUCGGGGACUGGAGCAGCAGCUGAUCAAGGCAGAGGAGCAGGUUCGGCAGACUGAGAAGGAGAUUGUGGUGCUCAAGGCUGAGCUGGCAAGUAAGGUGGCUGAGCUGGAUGCUAAGGUUGCUGAGCUGGCAAGGGCUGUGGAGGAGAAGGAGAGAGGGAGAGGUGAAGUGGAGGCAAUGAGAAUCGGACUAGAGGACUUGCGGGGGAGGCUACGAGUGAGGGAGGAGGAGAAGGGGCAUGCGGAGGAGCAUUUAGAAUGGCUUAUGAAGGAGCUGGCAGAAGAGAUGGCGGAGAGGGACGGGGAGAGAAGGGUAGUGAAUGCAAUAAGAGAGGAGGUUAGGAGAUUGCGAGGGAAGAUGCGGGAAGGUGAAGAGGUGAGGAGGCAGGCGGAGGGGCGUGUGGAGAGGCUUAUGGGAGAAUUGGCUGAUGCGGUGGAGGCGAAGGAGAGGGGGAGAGGGGAGGUGAAUGCGGUAAGGGAGGAGGUCAAGGGGUUGAGAGGGAUGUUGAGGGAUGGCGAGGAGGAGAGGAGGCAAUUGGAGGAGCAUGUGGAAUGGUUGAUGAAAGAGUUGGCUGAGGUGGUGGUUGAAAAGGAAAGGGCUGAGAGGGAGAGUCGAGAAGAGGAGGUGGAAUGGGGUGAAAAGGAGGAAAAGAAAUCAGAGGCAGAGACAGAGAUAACAGAGGCACACACUGGGUCAGGGGAAGAGGAUGGGAUCUCAGCACAAUCAGAAGUGGAAAGAGAAGAAGACCGCAUAGCAGAAGCAGAAAACGGGGGAGAGGCAGGCCCAGAAACAGGAGCAGGGGCAGGAGAAGGGAUAGGUGAAGAAGCAGCAUUGGAGGCGUGUGUAAAGUGGUGUGUGGAAGUGGGUGAGGAGGCAUGUGAGGAGGGGGGUGAGGAGGCGGGUGAGGAGGAGCAGAAUCUCCUUUCGUCACUCCUACCGCCUCCCCCACUGCCUCUCCCUCUCCCUCUCACUCCACUCGCCCUCUCUCUCUGCACCUGA
This is a messenger RNA of Closterium sp. Naga37s-1, 6882 nucleotides long. The record is from the annotation of a GenBank genome assembly. NCBI's taxonomy places the organism in Eukaryota, Viridiplantae, Streptophyta, Zygnematophyceae, Desmidiales, Closteriaceae.